This is a messenger RNA of Terrapene triunguis (Three-toed box turtle), 3780 nucleotides long. It is a transcript of the gene MKLN1, whose product is annotated as muskelin 1. The record is from RefSeq and is a predicted model, not a curated record. Gene Ontology annotation, cellular component: cytoplasm. Gene Ontology annotation, molecular function: protein binding. Bases 2 to 2071 code for a protein of 689 amino acids. The transcript is spliced from 16 exons. NCBI's taxonomy places the organism in Eukaryota, Metazoa, Chordata, Testudines, Emydidae.
GAUGGCGGCGGCGGCGGGGCCCGCGGGUCCGGCCGGGCCCGAGAGCCGGGUGCUGGGCUACACCCUGCACCGCUGGAGCAGCUUCUCCUCCACCUACCUGCCCGAGAAUAUUUUAGUGGACAAGCCUAAUGAUCAGUCUUCAAGGUGGUCUUCAGAAAGCAACUACCCUCCCCAGUAUUUGAUUCUGAAACUCGAAAGACCUGCCAUAGUCCAAAGUAUCACCUUUGGCAAAUAUGAGAAGACUCAUGUCUGCAAUUUAAAGAAGUUUAAAGUCUUUGGUGGGAUGAAUGAAGAAAACAUGACAGACCUAUUAUCCAGUGGCUUAAAGAAUGAUUAUAACAAAGAAACAUUCACCUUGAAGCAUAAAAUUGAUGAACAGAUGUUCCCCUGUCGAUUCAUUAAGAUAGUUCCACUGUUAUCAUGGGGGCCCAGCUUCAAUUUUAGUAUCUGGUAUGUUGAACUUAAUGGCAUUGAUGAUCCAGAUGUGGUCCAACCCUGCCUCAACUGGUACAGCAAGUACCGUGAACAGGAAGCCAUUCGUCUAUGUCUAAAGCAUUUUCGCCAGCACAACUACACUGAGGCUUUUGAAUCACUGCAGAAGAAAACCAAGAUUGCGCUAGAGCACCCAAUGUUGACAGAUCUGCAUGACAAACUAGUGCUGAAAGGAGACUUUGAUGCUUGUGAAGAAUUGAUAGAAAAAGCUGUAAAUGAAACUGUUUAUUUGUUUGGUGGCUGGGAUGGGACUCAGGAUCUGGCUGACUUCUGGGCAUACAGUGUGAAGGAAAACCAGUGGACCUGUAUAUCUAGAGAUACUGAAAAAGAGAAUGGUCCUAGUGCCAGAUCUUGUCACAAGAUGUGCAUCGAUAUUCAGCGAAGGCAAAUCUACACACUGGGCCGUUAUCUGGAUUCCUCCGUGAGGAACAGUAAAUCUCUGAAAAGCGAUUUCUACCGUUAUGACAUUGACACGAACACAUGGAUGUUGCUAAGUGAAGACACUGCAGCAGAUGGAGGUCCCAAGCUGGUGUUUGAUCAUCAGAUGUGUAUGGAUUCAGAAAAACACAUGAUCUAUACGUUUGGAGGUAGGAUUUUGACAUGUAAUGGCAGUGUAGAUGACAGCAGAGCCAGUGAACCUCAAUUUAGUGGAUUGUUUGCUUUUGACUGUCAAUGUCAAACAUGGAAACUGCUGAGAGAAGAUUCGUGUAAUGCUGGACCUGAGGACAUCCAAUCCAGAAUAGGACACUGCAUGUUAUUCCAUUCGAAAAACCGCUGUUUAUAUGUAUUUGGUGGGCAGAGAUCGAAGACUUAUUUGAAUGAUUUCUUCAGCUAUGAUGUUGACAGCGAUCACGUGGAUAUCAUAUCAGAUGGCACCAAGAAAGAUUCAGGGAUGGUUCCUAUGACCGGUUUCACUCAGAGAGCCACCAUUGAUCCAGAACUGAAUGAAAUCCAUGUGUUGUCUGGGCUCAGUAAAGACAAAGAGAAACGGGAAGAGAAUGUUAGGAACUCUUUCUGGAUUUAUGACAUUGUGAGGAACAGUUGGUCUUGUGUCUAUAAGAACGAUCAAGCAGCAAAAGAUAAUCCAAGUAAAAGCCUUCAGGAGGAGGAGCCCUGCCCCAGGUUUGCCCAUCAGCUGGUGUAUGAUGAGUUGCACAAGGUUCAUUAUUUGUUUGGAGGAAAUCCUGGCAAAUCCUGCUCUCCGAAGAUGAGGCUGGAUGACUUCUGGUCACUGAAGCUCUGUCGGCCUUCGAAGGAAUACCUGUUGAGACACUGCAAAUACCUCAUAAGAAAGCACAGGUUUGAAGAAAAGGCCCAAACUGACCCACUCAGUGCACUGAAAUACUUACAGAAUGACUUGUAUGUAACUGUGGAUCAUUCUGACCCUGAGGAGACAAAAGAGUUUCAGCUUCUUGCUUCAGCACUGUUCAAGUCUGGUUCAGAUUUCACCACUCUGGGAUUUUCGGAUGUUGACCAUACCUAUGCGCAAAGAACUCAGCUCUUUGAUACGUUAGUAAAUUUCUUUCCUGACAACAUGACUCCUCCAAAAGGCAACCUGGUAGACCUCAUCACACUGUGACAGAAAAAUCACUGGACAUGUGAAAGAAGAAAAAAGCAUCCAUUUUCAGUAUUUUAAUUUUUUUUUACUGCAUUGAUUGACUGCUGUGUGCAGUAUAUAGUGACCCCUGGGUCUUUGAAUAGGGCUUUAUACUUGUAUAAUGAAUACCUGAGGUUUUUCCCCUUGUUGAAUUAGGCUAAUAAAAUGUAACUGACAUAAAAAAAAAUAUAUAUAUAUAUAUGUAUAUAUAUUUUCUGAUUUUGACUUAAGAGUUAGCAAAUGUAAGAAGAAGAAAUCAAUCAUGCAGUCAUCCUUUUUGCAUUUAGGGGAAAUGCUGAGAUUUUUCAGUCUCCUUGAAACUGAAGAUGGUUUUACUUUGGUUUUUUUUUUUUAAAUGCCUCUUGCUUGAUUGUAACUAGUCAUGACAUUUGCUUUGCCCUACUGGCUUUAUUCACAGCAGUUGUGUAGCUUGGCAGCAGGACACUGCUGUACAUUAAGGUAAUGUGUGUCUUUAUUGACUUGAGUCCUGUAAUUGUAAUGUGCAGUGUGAAGGAGGAUAUCUCAAAUUUGCCACCCUCUUAUAGUCUGAGAAACUGACUAACACUAGCGUGUAAUUGGAUUUGCUAUAGAGUGUGAACAUAAAUAUUUAGCUGGUGCUACUGUGAAUGCCUGGCUUCCAUUCUCUGAAGCCUUCUACUUAAAGCUGGCAGUCAAGUUUGAACCUCAGAGAAACCUUUGAAAAUAGAAUGCAGGAGGUGCUGGUACAAGCAUUUCUUCAGGGAUGGUUUUAUGUCUGUGCCUCUCCUGUGCUGUUUUCAUGACAAACUUUGCAAGUCCUUGUAGAGUUCUACAGAAUUGGGUCUUCCACAUCCCCCAGGCACACGCUGCACCUCUACAGCACUUCAGUCUGGAUGCAGUUUUCCAAAGCAGCACGUCUGGGUUUACGUACAUGUUGGCUCUGUGCGUAUAUUUGUGUGUGAAUGUGAAAUUUAAUGAGGAUUGUUCUCAACAGCUUGUUUUUUGUCUUUGUCCUAUGUAGCACAGCUCAUUUAAGUGCAUCUUAGAAUUAUUCUGUGCACAAAGGCCUCUCCCCUUGUUUAAAGGAUGGAUUUAUUAAAAUAAGCUGAAUGCAUAUGUCCAGAAAGUGGACUUUAUUUUCUCCCUUGCAGAAAACGUUCUUUGUAUGUAGGCCUACGGGCUUGGAGCUGCACUGUGUCCGUAAAGUAUAAUGAAGGACACAUGCACCUAGUGUUAGCAUAUACUUAAAUUCAGUGCCAGAAAGCAUGCAGUUCAAACUGGUUGAUAAAUUAUAUAAAGACUGUAGAGAUUCAUGUCUAGAGGGCCAACAGCCCAUAGGACAUGAAUCCUGAAUUUCCUGUGUCUGAGUAACUUUUUUCUCUGAAUUUACUGGAAGUAUUGUGUCUGCAGGGAUGAUGGAUUAGACUUUUUUUAAAUGAAAAGAAAUGACAGUGAAGAAUAUUUUUUUCAUAGUUCUAGUAUUCUUGUGCUUUCAUUCAGUUAGUCCCUUUCUUCCUCACAUUUUGUUUCCAGUUUCAGUACAUUGGAAAUCAUGAUGAAAAAUUUGUAAUAAUAUUUAGCUUUUUAAGCUAUUAAACACCCAGAAAUUAACAGUACAUUAGAGGCUGGAUUUGCUUUAAAAACUAAGUGAUUAGACUUGACUUUUUUUUUCCCCCUUGAAAGGAUUAUAGAUGUAGGGGGGUUUUUUUGUU